Molecule: messenger RNA, 843 nt
Organism: Anarrhichthys ocellatus (wolf-eel)
Lineage: Eukaryota; Metazoa; Chordata; Actinopteri; Perciformes; Anarhichadidae
Product: GTPase IMAP family member 4-like
Exons: 4
Coding region: 1-843 (280 amino acids)
Molecular function (GO): GTP binding
Source: RefSeq, a predicted model, not a curated record
AUGCGGACUGAUAUUCGAAAGACGAUGAUGGUGAUGAGCCACGUGACGAGAAUCAGCAUGUCCUCCAUUAGCAAGCAGCUGUCUUCUAUCAGCUGUGCAGGCAAGAGGCCAUCUUCCUCCUCCGCUGAGAUCAGAUUGGUUUUGCUUGGGAAGACUGGCAGCGGGAAAAGCUCCACCGCCAACUCCAUCUUGGGCCGUAAGGUCUUCGACUCAAAGAUUAGCAGCUCCUCCGUCACACAACGUGGUUGCACGGUCUCCGGAGAGUUUCGAGGGCGACACCUGAAGAUCCUGGACACUCCGGGGCUUCUGGACACCAAGCAGACUCCACAGGAGGUGCAAAAGGAGUUGAGGAGGAGUGUUAGCCUCCUCUACCCCGGGCCCCAUGUGUUCCUUCUUGUUAUCCAGAUUGGGAGGUUUACUCAGGGGGAGAAGGAUGCGGUGCGGCAGAUUAAACAGGCAAUAGGUUUCAAUGCUCUGAAUUUCUCCGUGGUGGUUUUUACCCAUGCAGACCUUCUGGAAGAGAGGACAUCCAUAAAGCAUUGUCUGAUAGACAGGUCCAAGGAUCUUGCCGAGCUGGUGGGAGGAUGUGGGGGCAGGUACUGUGUCUUCAACAACCAGAGCUCCAAGAACAAGGAGCAGGUCUCAGAGCUGCUUGCCUUGGUGGACAUCAUGAUGCAGGGUAAUGGAGGAACGUGCUACGGCAGCAAGUUGCUCCAGAAAGCAGAGGAAGAUCUGACUCGGGAGCUACAGGAGGAGAGGCGGCUGCUGAACGAGAAGGAGGAGCUGUUAAAAAAGAAGCAGGAGGCAGCCGUAAGAGAGUUGAGGAACAGGAGGAGGAAAUGA